Messenger RNA from Rubroshorea leprosula, 1566 nucleotides. NCBI's taxonomy places the organism in Eukaryota, Viridiplantae, Streptophyta, Magnoliopsida, Malvales, Dipterocarpaceae. The record is from the annotation of a GenBank genome assembly.
GAGAAUUUCUCUGGCCUUCUUUGGUUGAUCAUGUCUGUAUUUGCAACUCUAGUUUUUUAUGUUUUUUUUUGUACAAAGGAAGCAAAACUAUAGCUUAAUCACGGGGAACAGUGCUUCGGAAAUGUCUCCGUGCAGAAUCAAAUGAAUACCAGUUGGUGGUUCUAUGAAGAUUGUAGUCCCCAGCGGAAGUUCAUGACCUAGGGAAGCCAUGAAGGCUGCAGCAUAGUUCCCUUUUCUAAGCGUAUGUAAAACAAUGCAAGUAGGCAAGGAAUCUAACAGAGUGAAGAUAUCUAUAAGCAAGGACAAAGCUGCGCCGUCAACCGACUUGCAAGCCUUGAUCAUUUGAACUGCCAUGAGGUUAUCUAUUUCCACAGUCAACUGUUGUAGUCCGAGGGAUAAGACCAGUUUCAAACGCUCUUGACAACCCCAAAGCUCAGCUAAAAAACUAGAAGUGAGUCCAAUAUUGGUGGUGAAACCUUGUACCCAUUUGCCAUUGUAAUCUCUAAUUAAUGAGUCCACCAGCAUGCAGUACGUUGCACGACCUAUAGCACGGUUCAUAGAGCCACGUGUAUUAAGCUUCAAAGUGGGAAAAGGAGGAGGCAGCCAUCUCACCCAAUGUGGGAUUGGAGCAUGCAGAAUCAGCUAAGUACACAAGGCAAACUGCAUAUCUAAGGGAUGAGAGCAAGCAAGAGAGUAAGCAAGAGAGUAAACGAUAUUGGGAUGGAUUCGUACCUCUUCAAAGAUGAAUUUGUUUCUACUCUUCCAAAGACCCCAAAUAGUAGAUAAGAAAGAGCAGAACCAAGAGACUGUAUGUGGUCUAGAGUUGCCCCGACCCUCAACAUUCUUCCUUAUCCAAUCAUUGAAGAAAUCUAUUGGUAACAAUGAGCCAAAAGCCUCCCAAACUAAUCUUGAAUAGAAGCAAUCUCGUAAGAGGUGAAUGGGAGUCUCCAGAGCUAGCUUGUUCACAUCGGAGGCACAUAGGGGUGGGAGCAAAAUGCCUUUCAAAUUAAUCUUAUGGAAUUGGUAAGGACCCUACCACGCCUGAGAAGCCACACAAACAUUUUGAUUCUUUCUGAACAAUCUAAUUUCCAAAUCUAGCGCCAUUGUGAUGGUUGAGGUGUUGGAGCAGAACGUUGUUGUUGAAUCAAUAAAAAAGCAAAUUUGGUGGAGAAAUCCCCAUUUGUGAUGACAUGCCAGUAGAUUCUAUCAUCUAGCCCUACAAAAAUAGGAAUAGGUAUGUGAUGCACCAAAUACGCACUAAUUUUAGGCAAGUGAACCUAAUCGAUUAUGCAGUAUAAGAUGAGUAAGAUAUCGUUCCCUCGAAGACUAUCCUACACUACCAAGACCCUAUUAAUCUAACCUAAGUUGAAUUAACCAAUUAAUGAGGAAAACUAAACUAUUUAAAAGAAAACUAAGUCAACUAAAGAAAAUUAAACUAAAGAAUUUUUUAAGUUAAAGAAAACUAUGAAUGAAAAGGAACUAAGGUUUGGAUUUCAUUUAAUUCUGAAUUAUGCAACUAUUUCAUUAAUUUAAUUCAAGUUCAAAUAAUAAUGUUAUUGCAUGAGA